UCUAGAUGCUGGAAAUGAGUAUCCUCCCAUAUUUAAUGUUUAUUUUCUUGGUUGCGUGUCACUCUCAACGCGUUUGCUGAACCUACCUAAUUACUUUUUAAUAUCGUGCGUGCCUACUUGGUUAAAAUGAGAAUGAGGAAGGCUAGUAGUAGUCUCUGGUUAAUUCCGCUGCUGCAAUUCUCUCCUUCCGCUGCAGAGUACGUUUGGCCCUCCGAACAGGACUGGAUCGAGGAUUUGCUUACUCUGCAGUCGGGAUACAUACGGAAUGGCUUCAUCGAUGCCGUAAACCCUUGCUCCUUCGCCGCCCAGAACCCAGGCCGGCAGAACGCGGCUGAAUGGCUCCGCACAGCUUUCCACGACAUGUCGACUCAUGACGCAGGGGCCGGCACCGGUGGGCUGGAUGCCUCCAUCAUGUUCGAGACGGAGCGGCCAGAGAAUGUCGGUGUGGCAUUCAACGCCACGCUGGGAUUCAUGGUCAAUUUCCACACUGUCAAGUCCUCCGCCGCCGAUCUGCUGGCGCUGGGCGUCUACUCGGUGCUGGGCACCUGCGGGGGACCUCAGAUUCCCUUCCGCGCCGGACGAGUUGAUGCUAAAGACGCCGGGCCCGAGGGUGUGCCUCUGCCCGAGCAGAAUAUCGCCACGCAUGUGGACAAGUUCGCCAUGGCCGGGUUCAACACGAGCGACAUGAUAGCUAUGGUGGCCUGCGGACACACCUUAGGCGGCGUUCAUGGCAAAAACUUCCCCGACAUUACGGGGAACUCGUCGGACGAGAACUUUGUCUUCUUUGAGAACAGGACACAUUCUUUCGCCGAGUUUGACAACGCUGUUGUAACGGAAUACUUUGACGGCACAACCACAAACCUGCUCGUUGUUGGGGCAAACGACACGACAAACUCGGACAAGCGCGUCUUCGCCGCCGACGGCAAUGCCACCAUCGAAGCCCUCUCUGACCCGGAGGAGUUCAAGCAUCGAUGCCAGGACACCCUAGCACGCAUGGUCGACACGGUGCCUGCAGCAGUCAAGCUGACGGAGCCCAUCACGCCGUUCGACAUCAAACCCUACAUCAACGCGCUCGAGCUGAAUGCCGAGGGCGACCUGGCCUUCGUGGGGCGCAUCCGCGUUCGCACGUCUGACAGCACGGGAAGGGACCCGGAUGAUAUCGGCGUUCAUCUGACGUACAGCGACCGCGCGGGGGCGGACGUGUGCACCACAAUCCCAACGACACGCCCGACGUUGCAGCUUGGCAUGUCGACCGGGCUCUUUGGCGAGCGCUUCACCUGGUAUGAGUUCAACACGACUCUUGACGCCGCGGCGGGAGUCAGCAGGUUCAACGUGCACCUCACGACUCUGUCAACGAACAUGACCGAGGUUUACGAUAAUGGCGGGGCUGGGUUCCCGCUGACGGAUGCGCUGCUGUAUCAGUUAUCGCAGUCGUGCCUUAACACGGCUGUUGUGGAUGGGAAGAUGGACUUGACUGUCACGGCCGCGGUACGCGGGGAUCAACAGGCUGAUGAUUUGGAGCUGCGCCUGGUGCGGAGGGUUCCACGGCAGGGUGUUAUUGUGCCGGCUAUGGAGGUUCAGGAGGUUGAAUUUCGGGACAGUGGGGUGACGAAGGGCGAGUACAGGAUAUUUCGGUCGCGUUAUCGGAUUGAUGGGCAGAACUGGGCUACGACAUUCGAUAUUGCUCUUGGUGAUGGGGAGGACAGCAAGAUGGUUGAGUUUCAGAAAACCAGCCUGUUGUUUGGAAAGGCGUGCGAGGAGUUGUAGAUGUCAUUGCCUUUGCUGUUGUGCUUAAUGGAUUGUGGCCAUGCUCUGUGGUAUAUAUCUGGGUAGAAUAUAUGUCUGUGGCAUCAUGAUAGAAAAAGCCUG
Phialemonium atrogriseum is the source of this 1869-nucleotide messenger RNA. RefSeq names its product putative l-ascorbate oxidase protein. Gene Ontology annotation, biological process: response to reactive oxygen species; hydrogen peroxide catabolic process; cellular response to oxidative stress. The transcript is spliced from 2 exons. The record is from RefSeq and is a predicted model, not a curated record. Gene Ontology annotation, molecular function: peroxidase activity; heme binding. Lineage: Eukaryota; Fungi; Ascomycota; Sordariomycetes; Cephalothecales; Cephalothecaceae. Bases 127 to 1767 code for a protein of 546 amino acids.